AAGAAACGCCCCGGUCUGGAUCGUAAACAACUGCACAGAUGCGACGCGACGGCUUGCUAUCGAAACUGAUUUCAGAUCGGUGUUCAUUUCUCACACGAGGAUCUGGGGUCGCUUUUUUUUCAGCUCUGGGAACAGAUAUGGAAAAGUGGACUUCUGUGCAGAUGCGGACUGCUGUAACAUUAAUAUAGAAACCAGAAUUAUGAAGAAGCCUGAAAUGAAGGAGACGAGGAAGAGAUGGAAGAGAUGAGCAGGACUACUCACCCAGAAUCUUCAGAAGAGAUCAGACUUCACCUAGCCAUCUCUGAUGAGAAUCAGAACAAGCUAAAAGAGACAGAGACUAUGGACUUCGACACUGUUAAACACGACUUGGAGAAUGGGAACACACAAGCCUUAAAAAGCCAUAGUUGCUCUUUAGAUCAUGACAGCCUCUCUGGAAUGGUGCCACCCGGGCCAAGUCCUUCUCUUCUGGCUUCGCUGCAGUCUCUUGUUGAAGAUAAUGAUCACAUGCUCCUCCCUCAUUCCUUACACCAGAUUGCAGAGGCCUAUUUCCUUGAAGAGGAUUUUCAUUGGGCAGCCGAGUUUCUCACUCUGGAGAAGCUCUACCAUGAGAGACUUGUGUCUAAUCUUGCCUCCAUACAGGAGCAAUGGGAGACCCAGUGGAAAGCCAGCAUCCAAACCAAAAGCAACUCUCCUGUAAGUGAGAGAGAGAAAGCACAUUUGAAUUCAUUGAGUCACAUCUGUAAGACACAUCAGAGACCAAACCUCCUUGCAGAAAAGAACAGCUUGUUGUUGCAGAACACUAAUGACACAAAGCUACAAAGCAGCCCAGCCCAUGUAAUAUAUCACAGAGGCUCUGAACAAGAGAAUGCUUUAGUGAACUCAACCGUUAAAGAAAACCGGCCGGGUGACAACCCACGGCGAGAAGCUGAACAGGAGCCAGAUGAAUACGAGGAGGGGGAGGAGCUGGAGGAAGACUUUGAGAAAGAUGAGUACUGGAAUGAGGAACUUCAGGAAGAGACAGCCAUGGAUGGCCAAGUUCCUGUGGAUGAGCUGGCCAAACUCAUUCAGAUAGAGGAGAUGUUUCCUUCAAAUGGCUUAGUCUCUAUUUUAAAGAAGAGAGCUUGCGUCAAGGGAACAGAAAGUCUCAAUCCACAAAAGAACUCCAAACGCAAAGUUUACUUCAGAGAGCCAGACGAUGCUUUUGAUCAAGAAGAGUCGACUAGAAAGUCUUGCUUCAUUCUUCUCCUCUUGUGUCUGGUUACCGUGGUGAUCAGCAUGGGCUGGACUGCACUAUAUUGCCUCGUUGGAGAGGCGUCCUCCAAUGCGUGUGUCGAUUUCUCUCAAAACGUGGACUUUUAUUUUGGACCUGUACGACGAGGAGUGGACACUCUCACACGGUGGUUCUCUUCCACUGUAUCAUAAUAAUAGUCAUUUUACGCUACUUUAGGUGCAACUCUUAUUCCUUGGACUGUCAGUGGACAGAACAGUAUUCCCCUUGACAUUAAAAUGCACUAAUGCACAUUACCAGACUGGCCUUAAUAUACCUGUAAGACUAUACAAAUCGCACAGUGUUCCUAGCACACUAAUGCACAGGUUUGGGUACUUGGUGUUGGUACUAAAACAGGCUUAAAGAUAUACAGUACCACUGCCAUUCCCUUGAUAAAUAACCAUGUGCUUUUAAUGAGCUGCCUUUGAGCCAGAAACACUUCCACAUGAGUGGUGAGUCAAUAGCAAAUUGCUCAUUACAAAUAGUGAAGCUGUCUACAGUAUAUAGAACAUUUCGGAAGAUCUAAACAACGCUGGUCCAGAAGAACUUCCGGUUUCAGUUUUUUAAAAACUGCACAAGCGGAUACAACAUUAUAAACUCAUCAGUACAUUAUACUAUUAUCUUUCAAAUGUAUUUAUACAUGCAGGAAUAAAAAAUAAAAUUGAAAGUGCUGCUGGACCAGUGAUUACAUCUUGCAAAGUGGUCUAUACAUGCCUUUCUUGUAUUUACAGUUAUACAGAUAUUUAUUUUAUUCUGACGUUGCACUUUAUAUUGGUGCUAUAUCAUUAAACAACUAAACUUUUAAACAGAA
This is a messenger RNA of Triplophysa rosa, 2078 nucleotides long. It is a transcript of the gene cnstb, whose product is annotated as consortin, connexin sorting protein b. Gene Ontology annotation, biological process: positive regulation of Golgi to plasma membrane protein transport. The record is from RefSeq and is a predicted model, not a curated record. Lineage: Eukaryota; Metazoa; Chordata; Actinopteri; Cypriniformes; Nemacheilidae. Gene Ontology annotation, molecular function: connexin binding. The transcript has 10 exons. The coding region runs from base 235 to 1422 and encodes 395 amino acids. Gene Ontology annotation, cellular component: trans-Golgi network; plasma membrane; transport vesicle.